Messenger RNA from Lagopus muta (rock ptarmigan), 6969 nucleotides. RefSeq names its product F-box protein 41 (gene FBXO41). The coding region runs from base 425 to 2830 and encodes 801 amino acids. Gene Ontology annotation, molecular function: protein binding. The record is from RefSeq and is a predicted model, not a curated record. NCBI's taxonomy places the organism in Eukaryota, Metazoa, Chordata, Aves, Galliformes, Phasianidae. The transcript is spliced from 13 exons.
GGCCCCAUGGAGGUGCUGCCCGCGGGGAACCGGAGGCCGGGGGCCCCGCAUCUCUCCUCCCCGACAAAGCCCUGAGCCGCUUCGCAGACGCAGCCUUUGUGCACUGGGGCGGGUGGGCGCUCCCUGAGCCCCCCCCUCCCCACACACACACAUACACACUUAUUCUCGAGGAUAAGGGAAAAGAGAGAGAGAUGCUGCCCUCGCCGGAGGAGCCCGGAGAAGCAGUGCCCAGCACCACCUGAUGCCGACAUCCCACAAGACUUGCCGGAAUCCCGCUCCUGCCCCAGCACUCCCACCCCGCCAUGUGGAGCUGUGACCCCACCGCCCAGCAUUCCCCAAGCCAUUCUCCGCUCCACCCAUCCGUCCGUCCCUCGCCAUGAGCGAUGCUGCAUGGUUUCCCUGCGUUGGGGCACAUAGCUGAGGGAUGGCCUCGUUGGACCUGCCCUACAGGUGUCCGCGGUGCGGGGAGCACAAGCGUUUCCGCAGCCUCUCCUCGCUGCGGGCACACCUGGAGUACAACCACACCUAUGAAACCCUCUACGUCCUCUCCAAGACCAACAGCAUCUGCGAUGCCGCCGUCUUCCCGCUGGCCGCCGACGGGGCCUUGUUGACACCGGCUGCCCGGCGGGAUUACUUUGAGAGCACCUCUUUCCAAGGCAAAGAGCAGCGCUUCUCCUGCGACCUCGUCCCCGCCGAAGAGUUGGAGCCGGCUCCAUCUUCCUCCCCUUCGCCUCGUUAUGUCCACGAGAUUGAGAUCCCACUGACUGAGAUCUUCACCCGGGGCAAGGCUGUGGCUCCAGCCCCAACGCCGCCAGCCGCUAUGGAUGCAGCCUACGAGGAAGGCUUGGCUCGCUUGAAGAUCCGCGCCUUCGAGAAGCUGGAGGUGGACAAGAGGCUGGAGAAGCUGACGGAGGAGGUGGAGCAGAAGAUCGCCUCGCAGGUCGGCCGGCUCCAGGUGGAGUUGGAUCGCAAGAGCUCGGAGCUGGAGAAAGCCAAGCAGGAGAGCCUGAGGCUCAGCCGGGAGAAGCAGGAGCUGGAGGACCGUGCAUCCGAGCUGUCCCGCCAGGUGGAUGUCAGCGUGGAGAUGCUGGCCUCGCUCAAGCAGGACCUGGUGCAGAAGGAGCAGGAGCUCACCCGCAAGCAGCAGGAGGUGCUGCAGAUCGACCAGUUCCUGAAGGAGACGGCCGCCCGCGAGGCCAACGCCAAGGUGCGCCUGCAGCACUUCAUUGAGGAGCUGCUGGAUCGGGCGGACCGGGCUGAGAAGCAGCUUCAGAUCAUCAGCAGCAGCUGUGGAACGACUCCGAACGGCAGUUUGGGACGCUGCGGAACACCAGGCGCUAAGGCUGCCGGCCGAGCAGUACCCACAAGGGCACAGAGAGACCGGCACCCAGGGCUGGGGGCAGCCGUGCAUGGCCCCUAUGCCAUUCCCAACCAGCGCUCCUCUUCCAGCACUGGGGCUUCGAGCCGGGCCAAAGCGGUGUCGCAGAGCUCGGGCUGCUACGACAGCGACAGCGCAGAGCCGUGUCCCACCGACGACACCGCUGAUGGACAUCCGUACGCGGCGCGGGACGGCGGUCGGGGCUCAGGGCUGCGGCGUCAAGCCAUCCAAAAUUGGCAUCGCAGACCCUACCGCAACAGCACGGAGGGCGAGGAGGGUGAUGUGUCCGACGUGGGAUCCCGCACCACUGAGUCAGAAGCUGAGGGCUGGGAGCCGGAGGUGCCUGGCAUCGCCGCAUCCCGGCCCGCUGGCAGCUGUCGGCUGACGGCCAGGUCCGAGGGGGCUAUGAGCAAGGGGGGCCGGAUGGAGAGGGGCAGCCCGGGUCACUGCAGCGAGGUGAUCAGCCCUGAGAUCCUCAAGAUGCGGGCAGCGCUCUUCUGCAUCUUCACCUACCUGGACACCAAGACCCUGCUGCGGGCGGCUGAGGUGUGCAAGGACUGGAAGUUUGUGGCCCGGCACCCGGCCGUGUGGACGCGGGUGCUGCUGGAGAAUGCCAGGGUCUCCUCCAAGUUCCUGGCCAUGCUGUCCCAGUGGUGCACCCAGAUGCACUCCCUCACACUCCAAAACCUCAAGCCACGCCAGAGGGGGAAGAAGGAGAGCAAGGAGGACUACAUGAAGAGCACGCGGGGCUGCCUGGAAGCCGGCUUGGAGUCCCUGCUGAAGGCGACGGGCAGCAACCUGCUGAUCCUACGCAUCUCACACUGCCCCAACGUGCUGACCGACCGCUCGCUCUGGCUGGCCAGCUGCUACUGCCGGGCCUUGCAGGCUGUCACGUACCGGAGCUCUACAGACCCCGUGGGUCAUGAAGUCAUCUGGGCCCUCGGGGCAGGCUGCAGGGACAUCAUCUCUCUCCAGGUUGCACCUCUGCAUCCCUGCCAGCAGCCAACACGUUUCAGCAACCGCUGCCUUCAGAUGAUUGGGAGGUGCUGGCCACAUCUGCGGGCGCUGGGCAUUGGUGGGGCAGGCUGUGGUGUCCAGGGCCUGGCAUCCUUAGCCCGAAACUGCAUGAGGCUGCAGGUCCUGGAGCUGGACCACGUGGCAGAGAUCAACCAAGAGGUUGCGGCAGAGAUGUGUCGAGAGGGGCUGAAGGGCUUGGAGAUGUUGGUGCUGACCUCCACACCCGUCACCCCCAAAGCCCUGCUGCAUUUCAACAGUGUGUGCCGGAACCUGAAGUCCAUCGUCGUACAGGUGGGCAUUGUGGACUACUUCAAGGAGCCCCACAGCCCCGAAGCCAAGAAGAUGUUUGAAGAAAUGGUGAACAAACUCCAGGCCCUGAGGAAAAGACCCGGCUUCUCCAAGAUCUUACACAUCAAGGUGGAAGGAGGCUGCUAGACCUUCAGGGAACCACAAAGCACAUUCCCUCUCUUGCCCUGUGGAGCCAGAGGCCCUGCACAACCAAACCCAUCGCUGCUGCUCCUCCGUUGCCGUUGGAGCUCGGAGAUGCCAGCCCAUGCACAAAACCCCAAACUCUUGCAGGCCUUAGCGAGCAGCCGGCGCUCGCCCCAGGGCCGGCUCAUGGACGUGUCACGGACAAGAAGGUGCUACUCAUGGAAAUUUUCCAGCUGCCCAAAGGGGCAGGUCCAUGCUGUUUCCCAGGAGGGAAGAUGGCUUCGAAGCCCACGGCUGCUCAUUGCCAAGGAUCCUUUGUUUGGGAAUGCCUUUUUCUUGGAACUCUCUUUUUUGGGGGGGCUGUUUGUUGGCAUGGAGGCUGAGGAUGGCCCAGCCCAUCCCAUGGGCUCUUUGCAGAGUGCUGUGCUCAGUGCAUCACCACUGGAGUGUCCUUGUUCCUUCCAUGGGCCGGUGGAUGUGGGGUGGGAAGGGCCACUGCUGCAGGGCUCCCGUUCACUUUCAUUUCAUUUAUUUGAGAGGAGCACCCAAAUGUGGGUAAAUGCUGCCCAGAACCAGCAGCUAUCACAGCACAAGCCCAGAUGGCAGAGCUGCAUCCUGAAGCUGCAGGAUGAAGACAACUGGGAGACACUGAAGACACUGGCAACAAUGGUUGCUCUCCAGAGAUCUCCAUCCUCUCCACUCAACCCUUCUGCCAAGGCAAUAAAUCACCACAUCCCACAUCCUCGUCCACCAGGAAACACGGAUCACUCUCCUGCACCCAUCAACAUCCACCACUUGCUCUCUGGAGCGAGUUGUUGUGUGGAGAGAGGAACUGGCCUGGGCUUCACCUUUGCCACCUCAUCGGGCAGCUUGAAGGAGAAACCUUGGCCAAAUAAUCCUGACAUCCAAUGCAGCUGGUUGAAGUACCAGCCCAACUGCCCUGGUAGAGCCCAUAUCGAUACCCACAGCUUAUUUUAUUUCUGGUUUUUCCUUCUGGCUAUCUUCUUCCUUCAAGGACGUUACCCCAUCUCCCCUCAAACACUCAUCUUUUUUUCCAAAGGAAAAAAGGCUCUUGAAAGGCAACCAACAGGGUAAGCUGUCUCCAUCCUCUGCCCUGGUGAGAAGAUGCCAAAGGUCCCCAGGCCAUGGGGAACACUUGUCAGAGCACUGCCAGCAGCACGGACAUGUCCUUAACCACAGCUCUCUGCCACCCCACGCCCCAACCAGGUGUGCUCAGAAGCUGAAAGAAGCCAACUGGGAAGAGCAGAUCUGGGGAGGAUUUUCCCCUUCUCCUGGGACACUGCUGAAGGUUUUGGUGCCUGUUGGCUACAGGGCUGCCCAUGGUGCAUGCACGGCUGGGAGGAGCCAGCUCUUCCCAGAGCAUCUCCCCAUCCUGCUGGGUGAUGGGCUGCCGUGGAGCAUCUAUAGACUCAUUUUGGUACCACCAUCCUCAACCACAUCAUGAAAGCAUCAGAUUUCAGCCUGGAGCUCCCACCAUGCUGGGAAUCAAUAGGAACCUUGAAAACACCCAAAUCACCGAGGCUGGUGGUGGGCUGGGGGCAGCUGCUGCCUCUCCAACCCCUGAAGACCAUUCCACCCACUCCUCACCCCAUCCACGUUGUCCCCCCACCAAAGCAGGGUAGGGUUGCAUGCCUUUUUUUGGCUGUAACCCCUGAUCUGAAGCACCUGAAGUCCCCCACUGACAGCGGCCUUCCAGGAGAAGGCUGCUCCCUCUACGCACCAAACUUGGGAACCCAAAAACUGCCUGUGAGAAACUACCACGUCCUAGGGAUAAGAUCCACCAGGGGUUACCUCCACCCCAGGGAGGCCUGGACACACAUAUUCCAGGGGCAGAAGAAGCAAGGGAUGUCUCAACCAGCAAAAAAAAACACCAACCACCAAAGCUUUGGCCCUGUGUGCCACUUUGUCACCAUCCCACGAGCGUGGCCCCGGUGGAGGUAUCGCCAUUGGAAGCGGCCCAGAGACUCUGUGAAAUCCCCUUCAAAAGAAACAAAGUAUUUAUUUCUAUAAAAAACAAAGAAGAAGAAGAAAAAAAAAAGGGAUUUUAAAGGAAAACGAUAUACUCCGCAUGUUUAUACGCUCUAUGCUUAAAGACUAUCCCAUGGGAGAGCUGUGUCUGAAGACUGCAGCCACGGAGCAUCGGAGGGUGACUCGGCCACGUGGGAUGUCCCCAUCCCCCAUCUCCACCAGGGUUUUGUCACAACAGAACAACCUCACCCCACAUCGGUGCUGAGAUCAGACCAAGCCAUCCGCCUCCCCUCGGUACCUUCCCAAAAAAGUCAGAUUUCUGGCUUUGCAAAGCCACGUUUUUAACCAAAAUCCCGUGUCACGAGAGGAUCUGAGCAAGUUCAAGGCUCUGAAGAUGGGAAAUGAGCUUUUUCUCCACCUUUCUCAGUGCCUGGGUUUGGUUGUCUCCCUUCCUCCUCCUCCUCUUCCUCAGCUGGGGAUGGAGGUAUCUGACACAGUGACAGUGGUGGUAAUGAGCCCUGUGUCUCUCCAGCCCUCCCAGUGUCAUUGCCCAGGCUGGUAAUGGCAAUUAGCUCGUUAAUGGCUCUGUACUCCUUCCACUCAUUGAUUCCCUCCCCAUCCCACCAGCGUGGCCCCACUGGGUGCCCAUGGCCAUGGGUUUCACCACCACAGCAUCAGCUCAACCCCACACCAGACCCCAGAGAAGCCCCUCGGGGGCUCUGCGAUGACAAUCCCCAGCAAAUCCAGGGGUCCCAGGGUGAAGAAAGGCAGUGAUAAGCUUUAGCUUGGGAUCCUGGCAGCUUCCCACAGUUUGGAGGAGCUCUUUCUUUUCUUGCCCAAAGUUCUUCCACAGCCAAUGUUAGCAGCAUUCUCCUUCUCCUGAACUUUGGGGCUGGACAGGGGUCUCAAGAGGAACAACACCAGCAAAGCUUGGGGGCCAAAUCCAUCCCAAAUCCACGUUUUUCUGCCUCUCUUGAGUGUUGGGUUUUGUGUGCACCCAUCAAGGAACUGGUGGCACGGAGCCCUGGCUGGGGUUGGCUCCAUCCAAGGAUUUCAGUGGUCAAGCAAACAAGGCAGGUGGCAAGAGAAAAGUAUCCAAAAGGUCAACAGGGCUCACAAGUCAGAAGGCACAGGACUUACGUGGCCAAAAAGGUCUGAAUUCAGUUUAAAAACAAAACGAAACAAGAAACAAAAAAAGCCACGAGAAAUGUUGACAAAGGCUCCUCUCAAAGCAGUUCUUUCAGCUCUAAGAGGAGCCAAGAUGAAGCUGGCAGCGUGGGAGUUGGCACAUGGCUUCUUCCUAUCAUUUUGGGUUGAAAACCUGCAGGUUCAGGUGGAGUAAAGCAUUUGGGAGCCGGUGCCAAAUGACAAAAUGCUUUAAAAAGAAUUGAGGAACGGGGAGCAGGGUGACAUUAGCAGCUGGAAAUGGCUUGUCGCAACCAAAGCGCAGCAGGAUGGUGAAACAAAGGAGAGCAGUGGCAAUGAGCGACUGCCCCACGGCAGCAAAGAGAUGGGAGAACUGCCCCAAAACAGCAAGAUGGGGUUUUCUGAUCCAGCCCCAGGCUGGGGCCGGGGACAGGCAUGUGCAAUGGUAGGGGUGGGUGGAAUUGCUCUAGGGAGCGAGCGCAGCAACGCACAUUGCUUUGAGAUAAUCAGAGAACACGCUCCCCGAUGGACAGCUAUCCAGAAUGGCAAUCGUUUCCCUCAAGCACUUCUCCUGGUGGCAGCUCAGCCCCAGAGAGCCGUGUCUGAGGCACCCUGUACAGCCUGCCCCCUCCUGGAAGGUAGUGAGUUGGCCUCCUAAGUUAUUUUUUUAACUCUAUAUAAAUCUAGGUCUAUUUUAGUCUUUCGCAGCGAUGUGCCAGUGUCUGGAGAACCAAACGUCCCUACCCCCCAUCCCACGGUCACCCUGACCCCAAUGCUCAGCGUGCUGGAGAAGGGGACACGGGGGUGGCCUUGGGGGCAGCAGAGGUGUCCCCAAGGAGCUGCUGCCCACCCCGUGGUUUUAGCACUUUGGUUGGUACUAUCACCUGUAGACGCACUUUGAUGUUGUUGCUUUGAAACUUUGCCGAGUGUAAACAAUGUGUAUUUAAAGAAUUACAGGAAAAAAAAGAAAAGAAAAAGGUGUAAAGAGCUAUUUUAUGAUUCGGUGU